Molecule: messenger RNA, 3292 nt
Organism: Symsagittifera roscoffensis
Lineage: Eukaryota; Metazoa; Xenacoelomorpha; Acoela; Convolutidae
Product: mitogen-activated protein kinase 14A-like
Exons: 9
Coding region: 1158-2486 (442 amino acids)
Biological process (GO): protein phosphorylation; intracellular signal transduction
Cellular component (GO): cytoplasm; nucleus
Molecular function (GO): MAP kinase activity; ATP binding
Source: RefSeq, a predicted model, not a curated record
CUAUUCUUUUACUUCUCCGUGGAUAACUACAAAACUUAUCGCGGAGCAUUUCUUCCCUUUGAAUUUGUAGGUUUUAAACAGAGUUAAUUUGGUUCACUAAAAUGCUUUCUAUCCUGAGUUAUUUUGGGAUUCUACAAUGAAACCAAUCAGCAAUUGAAUAUUUUUUGCUUUUUUACCGGUGACGUGGAACGUUUAUGUUUGCUGAAGCUUUCGCGCAAAGCAUUUUGUCUUAACCGAGUGGUUUUAAAAUGUAGCUUUUCGUCAAAUGGUACUAAAGUCCGAGUCUCAUAUAACACCAAUUUUGGACCUGCAGACCUCUUCGGGCGGUUCAGUUUGACUUGUAGCAUUUUAUAGUCUAGACGACAUUCAAUUCGACUCUGUAAUUUUGAACAAAUAUUGCAUCAUGCUUCUCGUAUUUAUUUGAACAAAUAAAUUACUGAUAAUACUUAGGACGUGAAAAUGGUAUAAACAUGAUAUGUUUUUCAGCUACAACUGAUAAAAGCUAGACUAACGCUGUUGGUACAUUGAAACUUUAUUUAAAAUGUUUAUGACCAAACAGAAAAUACGCUCAAACCUUUCUUUGAUACCUGGUUUAAUUUGACAUUUCGGUCUUGCAGUUUGAUCAAGUUUCUCUCGUUGACAAUGUGACUCAUUUGAUCAUUUUGAGGCUCGGAUCCAUUGCGUUUAAGAUACCAAGGUUUGACGUCUUCAUGUUAUAACCAGUAAUUUUAUCGUCUCGCAAAAUUACGAGUGCAAGUCGCGUUACAAAUAUCCGAAUACAACUUGACUGAUCGUACCAUUUUAUUUUUUAUAGAGUUAGCUCUUUGGACAGUUGUUUGGUUUACCGAAAAGUCCAAUAUUACUCUCAAAUAGCUUAAAUAAUUCAAAACUAACUCACUAUUUCUGUCAUCAUUAUUCAUUUCUAGUUUGCGUCUAUCAAUGUGAUUAAUAUUUUAUCUUUCGUAACCUCUCGGACAUUUAACGCGUCAUAGGUAACGCCAGAAUAAAUUUCAAGUGUAAAUAAUACGUGUACAAAAUAUCUGAACUUGCUGCUGAACGCUUUGGCCAAACAGUGUGCCAUAACUUGAAGAGAUUGUUGCAAAUCUUAGUCUAGCGAAUCAAUAAUCCUAUUUGAAGAAAAGGAGCGAUAAUAACGCAUGAUGCUAAUGAACAGAGAAGACAAGGAUGAGUUCCAUUGUGUUCCCGUUUUGUUGGAACAGGAGGUCAACGGAGUUCGAAGGGAAGUGCAGCGGGUGUACUGGAGAGUGCGGAAGAGAUACAAGGACUUGAAGAUCAUUUCAAACGCUCAACCCAAUCAAGUUUGUGAGGCGUUCGACGAAGUGUCUGGUCACAAAGUGGCUAUUAAACUGGCCAAGUGUGCCUUUGUGGACGAGAACCACGCGAGGAAGUACUGCCGCGAACUGUUCCUGCUGCCCAGACUCGAUCACCCGAACGUCAUCCGCAUCCUGGAUGCAUUCUCCAAUGUGGAACUGGAUAGUCGGCCCGACUACAUGAACGAACUAUACCUCGUUCUCUCGUUGACCGACUGGGACUUGAAUCAGUACCUGUGCCACCUGCUGACUCAAACAACCAGUCAAUCCAAGCGCAACUCCACCCACCCCAUUCAGACAGAGGAUCAGCUAGAAAGGAAUGCCGUUAAAUCUAUCAUGUUCCAGAUACUCAGUGGACUCAACUAUCUACACUCAAAUGGUCUCAUGCAUAGAGAUUUAAAUCCCUCCAAUGUUGGUCUAACCUUCGACGGACAAGUAUUCCUGCUGGAUUUCGACUUUUCGCGACACGUGAACAACCGAAACAAGGAAGGUCACUCCAUCUUCAUUUCCAAUCAGAACUACAGGGCACCCGAGAUCGUGUUGACUCCUGGUCUCUACGAGAAGAAAGUGGACAUAUGGAGCGCUGGCUGUAUCUUCGCAGAGCUUCUUGCAAUAUACAAUGGUCUCAGAAGCAGCAGACUCAGUGCAAAGCAGUUCCUUCAGCUACCAGAAGGAGCUGGUCCAAUCCAGUAUUUCCAGGAACUGCUCAAACUGGUCGGCCCUCCCCCAGAAUCGUUCUUCGACUGCUGUCUCACAGACGGCAAGGAGAGCUUCAAGAUUUGCAUAAACGAUAUGAUCAGAGAACAUCAACUAGAACCUGAGUUCGACUCCAGGUUCAGCUUUCUCGAUAGCCCAGCCAAAGAACUUCUGAAGAGCCUCGUUGCUUUCGACCCAAAGGAGCGAAUCUCCGCAAACCAGGCCCUCAAACACAAGUAUUUCCAGGAAUUCCAUCUACAAGAAGAAACGAGUGAUGCGAGCAGUCUCUUGUCUUCUAACUCGGCUGUCAAUGAACCUUCGACUAGCCAUAGUGAUGCUAACAACAAUAACAACGAAGACUUGGUAUGUCCAGUUGAUGUAAUGGACAAGCCAACGACUAUGAUGGAGAUUAAGCAUCUGGUUUUUGCGGAGCUGCACAAUUUUCCAACGAGUAGAUAAAACUUCGGUGCAGCUUCUUGGAAGCACUCUUGCAAAUAAUGAGAAGUACUGAUAAUGUAUCGCUGCCCCAGUAAAGAUAAAAACAAUAAACACAUCGUAGGUUAACUAGCUAAAAGGUCAAAUCGCUGUAAAAAAUAAGAAAGAAUUAUUCCGUUUCUUUUUUGAAGAAAAAAUGUAUAUUUUUUUGCUAAAAUUUGUUAACCAAGUGUGGCUGGCUCAGAUAUUAAUUGAUCAUCAUGUUCAUUCUGUUGACUGGUUGACAUUUGAUGCUGAGGGUAUUUAAAUCAUACUGCUGACUCUAGAUUUUAUACUUAGAAAUGAUGACGUCACUAAAUGAGGUCAAAGUGCUUAACUUGGUGUUAUUUACUUAGAAGUAGUUUACUUAGAAGCUGAACUACUUUGGCAUUACCUAUGUUUUUUCUUCAGUUGCAUAUUUGCUUUCCAUAGCCAACAACUGAGCUUAAAACAUUAUUUGUAACUAUGGAGCGAUUUUUUUUUGUUUAUUUUAAAGCCUCGCAAAAUCUCAAAUCGCUCCUGUAGUUGUAAAAAAGCACAAAUUUAGUUUGAUCCUAGCUGAAUGUUUUUCAUAUAAAUAGAUUAAAAUGUGGUAUUAUAAGGCAUUAGAUAGUUCGAAGUUGAGAUUUUGAAUGUGCUAACGUUCAACUGAUGAUAUAUGGUUGACAUUCAAAGUUCAUCUUGAUGUUCAUAACAACCCUUGAUUAUAAAGCAUUAAAAUUUAAUUCAGUUUUAACUAUAGAAGGUUCCUCGAUACUUAUUGCUGUCCUAGCCCUCUCUUAUCAGUUUUG